CAGUCGACGACGGAUAUUGAGGAGAUAUUUUUAAAAAUAAUUCAAGAAAAAAUCUCAAUACCGUUUUAAAAUGGACCAAUCAGAAGGCGAAUAAAGAAAAUCGAAAUUUCUAGUUGGGUGGUAAUGGCGUUUACCUUUCUUGGAAGGAAGAUCAGCCGCCACCUGCUGUUACCGUCCAUUGCACAGUGAAACCAAGCAGACUAUGGUGCCUUUCUCUAAAUUCAUCUACCGCCGUGCUUGUAUUUUUAUUGGAAUUAUUUAGGCACGUCUAUGAUCAUCUUCCUAAUGAAUCUCUUGUGAAAAGAAGCCGAAUAUCGUAGCCUCUCGUCAUUCAUUCAACGCUUUUAUUUUACACAAAACUCGAUCACACACACAAAAUGCCUAUUCGUCGUAAUAUUGAGAAUGGAGAGUGCCAGCCAAAUCAAGAGCAUACUCCUCCAAGUGCCCUUUUGACCCCAGAUUCUUCACCCAGUAGUAGUAUUGCCUCAUAUGAAAAGCCUGAUCUGUACACCAUUGAUCCUGGGAACCCCACAAACACAGAAAAUGGCAAUACCCACAAUCCAUUGCUAUUGCUCAAGUCACCUUCAAACAAGCCUUCCAGGAAAAAAAAAGGCCGUACAAAAAAGCGCCGAGUUGUUUCAACACAUCGAAAUUCAUUGUCACCUAAGCAAAAGCCAAAAACAUCGACCCGGCAAAAGAAGAAUGAUAAUAAUAAUAAUGUUCAGGGACAAACUUCUGUCACAGAUUAUUUUCCCGUCAGAAGAAGUAACAGACAGACAAAGAAAUUUUUGGAGUGGAAAAGAUAUCAAGAUAUUGAAUCUGCUGUACUCAACAGGACAGAGGAUGGUCUAAAGGUGGUUGAUUUCAAUGGUAAAGGGCGAGGUGUGAUUGCCACCAGAUCGUUCAAGAAAGGGGAAUUUGUUGUAGAAUAUGCUGGAGAUCUUAUAAGUUAUCCAGCAGCCAAAGAUCGAGAACGUAUUUAUGCUUCGGACCCUGGUUUUGGCUGCUAUAUGUACUAUUUUGUCUACAACAGCAAAAAUUAUUGUGUUGACGCUACUGAUGAAAGUGGACGUUUAGGUCGGCUGAUUAACCACAGUCGCUCAGGAAACUGCCGGACUAAGCUGAUUGGUAUCAAAGGCCGUCCUUAUUUAAUUUUGGUUGCAUCACGGAAUAUAAACAAUGGUGAGGAGCUUCUCUACGACUACGGUGACCGGAGCAAAGCAUCCAUAGCUGCCCAUCCCUGGCUACGGGAUUGAUUGUACUUCAUCCUAGUUCCAUCAAUCUCCUACCUCACUUAUCGACUUAUUAAGUGUCUGAUUCAAAAGUAAAUACCAUAUUGCGACUGUACAUACCUACCACAAGCCAACUUCAACUUGCUCUGUUUUAAGGGCUGAAAUUUUUUUUCUUUUUUUUUUUCUUUCUUUUUUUUCUUUUGGAAAGUUGUAUAUUUUACUCUGUUACUUCUAAGAAGUGCCAUUCCUGUUUCAUGACAGUGUUUUCCCAAUUGCUUCUCACAUAGAAAACAUCUAUAGAUUGUUCCUUCUUUCCUAUUUUUUUUUUUUUAAUCUUUUUCUAAAUACCUGUUUAAAUAAACUUCUGUAACCUGAAUCAGUACAUUGAAUG
This is a messenger RNA of Octopus sinensis (East Asian common octopus), 1623 nucleotides long. Its product is annotated as N-lysine methyltransferase KMT5A-A-like. Lineage: Eukaryota; Metazoa; Mollusca; Cephalopoda; Octopoda; Octopodidae. Gene Ontology annotation, molecular function: histone H4K20 methyltransferase activity; protein binding. The transcript has 6 exons. The record is from RefSeq and is a predicted model, not a curated record. Bases 378 to 1256 code for a protein of 292 amino acids.